AUGGCAAGUCUCUUUGAAAAGUCCACCUUGGGCAAAUAUGUCCAAACCAUCAAGGCGUCGCCGCGGGAGUUGUUCUUCAACUCCAAGCUUCUCUUCUCGACUGCGGUCUACGCAAUGACGGCUAUGGCUAUCACUUGGGACCAAGGUUCAAGUUCUGUCAUUCCCUCUCUUCCGGGGUUUGCCAAAGCAUACGGAAUCACGUCGGCUGCGAAUCCCGCUCAAGUAACCAACUUCAUCUCGAUUGUAUAUCUAGGAGCGGGUGUUGGCUCCUUCUUCUCAUACUUUCUCAACGAUAGGAUUGGAAGGGUGUGGUCACUCCGGGUAUACUUUGUCGUCUGGAUGGUCGGCCAACUUAUCGCGACAUUCUCCAGCGGCAAAAUGCCAGCCCUUUACGUCGCUCGAAUCGUCUCUGGCUUGGGAAUUGGGCCUCUUACCGUCACUGGACCCAUGUCUAUUGUUGAAAUCGCGCCUACCGAGUUCCGCGGUCUGCUCAGCUUCUGGUUUGGUAUCGUCUUGCUUCUUAGCUUGAUGGUUGCUAACCUGACUGUUUAUGCUACCUUCGUACAUGUCAGUCCGUCACCAUUGCAGUAUCAAAUCGUUUGGUUUGUCCCUAUCAUUGUCUCUUUGUUGGUUAUUAUAGCCAGCUUCUGGGCCGUGGAGUCGCCCCGCUGGCUCAUGUUAGUCGGCCGCGAAGACGAGGCGAUCGAGAAUCUUGUCCAAUUGCGUGGCCUCCCUCUCGAGCACGAGCGCGUUUCAUCCGAGUUGGCAGAAAUCAAGAAACAAAUACAGGAGGAGCACAUGAAGUUUGGAGAAAAGGGCGGCUUCAAAGCCAUCCUGAGGGAGACCUUUUUGGACAAGGCCAAUCUCCGCCGAGUCUUCCAGACCGCAAUUGCCUAUGCACUUGCGCAGAUCACGGGAGCAAAUUCGGUCACCAGCUAUCUGGUCCCCAUUUUGUCACUUAUGGGAAUGGGUGGUGAACAGGCUCGCAACUUGCUGCUCGCUGCCAUGUACUCCAUGGCCAAGGUUUUCUACACCAUCAUUGCGUCUUUUUUCUUCGUCGAUGCUCUGGGUCGACGCAAUUCAUUGUUCAUCGGUAUCACCUUCCAGCUGGUCUCAGACGUGUACAUUGGUGUCUACUUGAAGUACCGUCAGACUGGAUCGGUUGCACCAGGUUCCUCUGAAGGUGCUAUCGCCGCAAUCUUCCUUCACGGGUUUGGUUUCGCUGUCGGCUUGCUGUCACUGCCUUACAUUUUUGGUGCUGAGCUAUGGCCUAAUGGUAUCAGGUCUUUUGGCUCAGCCCUAUCUCAGACCUUUCACUGGCUGUUCUUUUUUGCUAUUCUUAGAGCUACGCCAUCUAUCUUGUCGAGUAUGAAUAACUGGGGUGCUUUCAUCUUCUUUGCUGGCUGGUGUCUUAUUGCACUGGUGUACGUAUUCUUCUCGGUGCCUGAGACAGCUGGCCUUUCUGUUGAGCAACUUGACGCGGUCUUUAGGGGACCAUGGUAUAAGGCUUAUAUUUCUUCCAAGCGCCAACAACAGGGAGAGUUGAUGACAUUGGAUGGCCUUCAUGUGGUCGACCAGGAAGCCGGCCGUCAGUCUCCUGAGACGGACGGUGGUAAGUCCAAGGGCGACGUAAUUACAAACCAUUAG
This is a messenger RNA of Clonostachys byssicola, 1647 nucleotides long. The record is from the annotation of a GenBank genome assembly. Lineage: Eukaryota; Fungi; Ascomycota; Sordariomycetes; Hypocreales; Bionectriaceae.